This is a messenger RNA of Hevea brasiliensis (rubber tree), 883 nucleotides long. RefSeq lists its product as uncharacterized. The coding region runs from base 59 to 703 and encodes 214 amino acids. Lineage: Eukaryota; Viridiplantae; Streptophyta; Magnoliopsida; Malpighiales; Euphorbiaceae. The record is from RefSeq and is a predicted model, not a curated record. The transcript has a single exon.
UUUUUCUUUCCAACCAAGCGCCUACCAUCUCAUCUCUCUCUCUCUCUCUCUCUCUGAAAUGGGAAAUGUUGUAUCUCCAUGUUUCCAUUCAACAAGGUCUUCAUCAGUGAAGCUAAUCUUUUGGGAAGGAACCACAAGGAUUCUUACAGGGAAACACAUAGCAGGAGAGAUCAUGUUCGAUAAUCCGGACAAGAUUGUUUGCCAUGCAGAUUCUUUCUUCAUUGGCCACCCUCUACCAGCCCUGGACAUUAAUGAUGAGCUCAGGCCAGGCCAAACCUACUUUGUCUUUCCUAUAGAUCGCAUCUCUUGCAACCAUGUUCUAUCUGCAGCUUCUCUUGCAGCCUUAACCAGCUCCUCCAGCCCUAGACCAGCACCUAUCAAUUUCGGUGAGUAUGAUCCUUUCCAAUACGUGAAGGGUGCAAAUGGUAGGAUUCUGAUAAAGGUGGUGCCUGAAUUCAUAAUAAGGCUUCUAAAUAGAGGUAAAGAAGAAGAAAAUGGUGGGUCUGCUAGUCCUGGUAAUAAUAAUGGUAACAGCUUUCUUUGUAGCACACCAGAGUUGAAGAAGCACUAUGAACAGCUUGUUGGGUCUAGAGAACAAACAUGGUCACCUAAACUUGAGACCAUUUCCGAGUGCAAAAUUAGGUAUUCUCCUUGCAGAUUUUUAGGGUUGGAGUGGAAACAAAAAGAAGAGAAUGAUGCAUAAUUUUGUAUUAAUUCUUUUCAGUUAAUUAUUAAAGGGAAGAAGAACAUAAUAGAUCAUGUAGUUAUAUAGUAUUUUAUUUAAUUUUGGUCCCUUUAAUUUAUGGAUCGAUUUGUACAAAGUUUGAUCGUUUUAAAGUUGUUGAUAAAUUGCCCAUUUAAUUUGUGAGAAUUUGUUGAUGUA